UCCCUCUCUCCUUCCCUCCUCCGGUUUCCUAUCACUGUAUAUACAACGGUCUGUGCCUAUGGAUGUCUCCGCAGUGACUGUCCAGCUGCGGAGCGGUGUGGAGAGGAGACGGGAGCGCACGCGAGUGGAAAACAACAAACAGAACCGUACCCAUCCGAGGGACUUUACGAACUGAGAUAGGUUUACUCAAACUGCAGCUGAAUGCGAAGACUGGUGCGAAGGAUAGAGAAAUAUGGAGCCACGGCGCUGUUCGCUAUCCGUACGAGGAGCUAUGUUUUUCCUCUCGUUAACUUCGCUGUUGGGGCAUGGGAGCGCCGGGAUCCCCAUGCUGUACCCCCUCAGUGCUCUGUGUAAGUUCUGUGAUGUGGAGCCGUCGUCCUGUACUGGGACUGGGACCUGUAUGACCAACUGUUCCAUCACCUCCAUCUGUGCACAGAAGUCGGAGGUCUGUGUCACCAUAUGGAGGAAGAAUGAAACCAGUUACUCCAUUGAGACGCUGUGCCAUGAUCCCGCCAGGCCUCUGUACGGAGUGAUGCUGGAUGACUACAACAGCUCCACGUGUGUGAUGAAGGAGAAGAACACCACCAGUGGGUCAGCCCAUUUCUGCUCCUGCUCUGACGAUGAGUGCAACGACAAGGUCUUAUUCCCAUCCAUUGUUGGCCCGACCGAUGAUUCCCAGGAUAACCAGUUCCUGUCUGUGAUCCUGGUCAGCCUGCUGCCUCUGCUCCUGGUGGGACUGGUGGUACUGGGCAUGUUCUACUGGUACAGAGUGUCCCGGCAGCGCCUGAGCCCGGAGUGGGACAGUGGGGUGAAGAAGAGGAAGGUGGGGGGACUGGACUGCAGUGAGAGCUGUGCAAUCAUGAUGGACAAUGGAUCAGACAGCAGCUCAACACAUGCUAACAACCUCAACCAUAACACAGAGCCCCUGCCCAUAGAGCUGGACCUGCUGGUGGGUAAAGGUCGCUUUGCUCAGGUCUACAAGGCCAAACUGAAGCAGAGCACGUCAGAUCAAUUUGAGACGGUCGCGGUUAAGAUCUUCCCGUACGAAGAAUAUGCCUCCUGGAAAACUGAGAAGGACAUAUUCUCUGACACAGACCUCAGACAUGAAAAUGUGCUGCACUUUCUCACUGCUGAGGAGAGGAAGGUCGAUCGACAAUACUGGCUCAUCACGGCCUUUCACCCCAGAGGAAAUCUACAGGAGUAUCUGACGCGUCAUGUGAUCAGCUAUGAGGACCUGCAGGUGCUGAGCAGCUCUUUGGCCCGAGGAGUGGCUCACCUUCACAGUGACCACCUGCCCUGUGGACGGCCUAAGGUACCAAUUGUGCACAGAGAUCUGAAGAGCUCCAACAUCCUGGUUAAGAAUGACCUGUCAUGUUGUCUGUGCGACUUUGGUCUGGCUCUCAGACUGGACAGCUGUUUGUCAGUGGAUGAUCUCGCCAACAGUGGGCAGGUAGGCACAGCGCGGUACAUGGCCCCUGAGGUUCUGGAGGCACGUCUCAACCUGGAGAACAUGGAGUCCUUCAAACAGACCGAUAUUUACUCCAUGGCUCUGGUUCUUUGGGAGAUGACGUCCCGCUGUGAGGCUGUAGGAGAGGUGAAGGAGUAUGAGCCUGCAUAUGGCUCUAAGGUCCGAGAGCACCCCUGUGUGGAGAGCAUGAAGGACAAUGUGCUAAGGGACAGAGGACGACCUGAGAUACCAGACUCAUGGCUCCGGCACCAGGGUGUCGCUGUGAUCUGUACAACCAUAAAGGAGUGCUGGGACCACGACCCAGAAGCCCGCCUCACCGCUCACUGUGUAGCUGAGCGCAUCUACGAGCUGGAGGACCAAGUGGACAAGAUCUCCUCACGCAGCUCCUCCAACGAGAAGAUCCCUGAACAGGAGCUCAAACUGCCCAUAGAGGUGGACAUCCCAGGAGAGACCAAGAUUAUCGAGCUACAAGACAUCAUCGCUGUGGACUGCUCUGUCUCCGAUGAGAAGCAAUAAGCCCCAAUGACAUAAAAAACACUGCAAAAAGGGAUCUACUACAUGAGUUGACUUUAAUUAAAUAUUUGGAGUUUGGAGUAGUUGAAAUAUAACGGUGCAAUAUGUAACUUUUCUGGAGGAGGAUACCCCACCUUCAUGUCUUCAUAGAGAUAUUAUUGCUUUGCCUGCUUGUAAUAAAAUGUUCUCUGUUACAGGUGAGGCCUGGUGAGAAAAAGCAAUUAAAGUCAUUUAAUACAUGUAAAAUGGUUAAGUUUAAUGCCAUUCUGUGGAAAAUUCUAGGCAAUGCAAUGUCAUUUCCAUGGAGACAAGUUGGUGGCGGAACCAUCACCAAAAAGUUGCAUAGUGCACCUUUAAAUAUAGAUUAAGCUAAAACUGAACAAAAUGUUUUUCAGAAAGAAACUGUCAGUGCAGUAAGGCGUUAUGUCUCUUAUUUCUAGUGCGAUUAUCUUACUCCACUGGCAGAUGCAUUUCUUUAGGCUUAGAUUUUGGCUUAAUCUGAACCUAAUAUGUAAAUAUAUAUACAUACUAGACCAAACUACUUCAAGUCUAAAUAUUGUUAUUUGAGUGGACUUAACAAAUGUAGGUCGCACCUUUAUGCAGUGUGGGCACUUAUGGAUGGACUUGUGGUGACGAGGAGUUGAUCUCCAGGACAAUGAAUGAGCCACCAUGUUUUUGGGACUGCUUUAUUCUGCAGGCACAAACUCAGAGAGCUUACAAGCCAAAGAAAACUGGAAGCUUCCAAAGAAACAGUGUUUGAAAUAGGUCAAUACUAAAGCUAUCAUGUGUUUUUGCUUUAUUUGUCUCUAAACUGUUUUAUUGGUAUAAUUUAAAAGUGCAGUAUACAUAUCAAGUUUACUGAUUGUUUUAAGAUUUUGGCAUGCAUCGUGAUAAUGUGAGGUAGGAGCUAGCCCUGCAUUUUCAUAAGGUAUUUCCAUAAUAUUUCCAUAUUACUGGAAUUGAUGACUGGUCAGGCUUUGUCAGGGUGUGUAGCAGCAUAGGAUACCUUAUAUCAUCAUCAGGACAAGUAUUGAACCAAAGACAGCCGUGUGCACUUUACCUGCACCUUACACGUGUUAUUUAAAUGUUCUUAUGCUAUUAUCAGAAAAAGUGCCUUGCCUUUUUGUGCCUAACUGUGAGCCAAACCUCCCGCUGUCUGUUGCAGUAUAACUAAGUGGCCUCUUUAAGUGAAUGUGUUGAAUGUUUUAUGUUUUAAAGCAGUUGUUUGCCAGACAAACAAGCACAGUGUACAGAUGUACAAAUCAAAAGGGAAAUCGAUUCCUUCCACUUAUUGUAUGAAUGCAAAUAUUGAAAGCUUUAUAAAAA
Molecule: messenger RNA, 3307 nt
Organism: Periophthalmus magnuspinnatus
Lineage: Eukaryota; Metazoa; Chordata; Actinopteri; Gobiiformes; Gobiidae
Gene: tgfbr2b
Product: transforming growth factor beta receptor 2b
Exons: 10
Coding region: 233-1984 (583 amino acids)
Biological process (GO): heart development; transforming growth factor beta receptor signaling pathway; protein phosphorylation
Cellular component (GO): signaling receptor complex; plasma membrane
Molecular function (GO): metal ion binding; activin binding; SMAD binding
Source: RefSeq, a predicted model, not a curated record